AGAGCACUGACGAGGGACUUGAGGGAGAUUGCUAGUAUUUCUCUUCAGGUUUUAUGUUGAGUGUUUAACCUCUUUUGGCAGUUUGGCUGAAUGAAGGUGCUGAUUUGAAAGCCGAGCUUUAUUCCGCUAUACGAUGGGGUGUUAGGAAGCGUAGUCAGCUAGCGCGGAGGAAUUAUUUUCUUCAUUUCUCUCACCGUGACGGCAAGGAAUGUAAUUCAAUCAGCAUCGCAGUGAUGACCGGAAAAAGAGAAAAGAAUGGCUGGCGAGGUGUCCGUGGAGCGACAUGUUCUUCAGACCAUUGAGAGGUUAGCCUGCAUACAGAAGCAAUUAUCGAACCAGAACAGUUUUCAGACUGCUGCCAGGGAGCUACUCGAGUGGUGCACAGAUAUAAGGGCAUUUCAGAGACAGUUUGAGACCGCUCUCAUCAACUGCCUCACAAUUGUCAGCCAAGUAGCACCACAGGGAGGCUACGAUCUAGACUUGGGAUACAGGCUUCUUGCUGUGUGCGCCGCCCACAGGGAUAAACUCAGCCAGAAAUCAUCAGGUAUGUGACUGUCUAGAAAGACUAACUGCAUUUUGUGUAGGAGUACCAUGCACAUUAACUAUCAUGAAUAAUUCAAGCAAUGUCAUUUCAAACAAUGUGUGUAAAUCAUAGGCUUCUUUGCGGUAGUAAAACAUGAAUAUAGAUAUGGAUAUCUUGAAAUUGUCUGGACAUAAAUCAUUUUUCUCAGAUUUAUGGAGGAGGAGGAUGGGGGUAUUAAACUUAAAUAGAGGAACGAAACAUCAAACAAUCAAUCUAGCAUACUUAGAGCAUGCUUAUUUAUCUUUGUAAAUAAACUCUAGUCAAUCUUCCUACGUGUAUUUUUUAAUUUGGAUUUAAGAUCCUAUUUUGCAAGUGAAAAGAAGUAUAAUAGAAGCGUCAAGUUCACUAUUAAUGUUUUAAAUCUUGGCCAAGUUUGGUCAGAUUCAGUUCUGUUGCCAUUUAAGUUACACAAGUAUUCUCAGUCAUAAACUUAAAGUUCAUACUCACUGGAUCAGCGAAAUUUUAAUGAGGAGUGUUGCACCAGCGUUGCGAACAAAACUUAUCACUCCUAUGUUGUGUGAAAAGUAUAAGUAGAGGUAUUUAUUUAUUCAUUGUCAUUAAUGCAGUAUUUUAUUGAUGAAGAUAUAAUCUUUGUGAAUUAGACCAAAAUAAUUUCUAAAUGACUGAAUUAAAGUGUAACCCUGUUUUUGGGUCUGAUGAGAUAAAAUGUUUAAUGCACAGAUGAAUUUCUUGGUUCAAUAACACAGAACUCAACUUUGGCAUCUGCAAUUAAUUUGCACACAAUUUUCAAUGCAAUCAAUCAGAAAUAACAGUGAUAUGAUCAAUUGCUAAGGUUUGAUUAACAGGGAAUUGGUCUACUGGCAAAUGUUAUUUUAUAGGUAUACAGAGUUCAAACAAAAUGACCAAAGAGAUUUGCUUCACAAUCAAAUGCCGUGCAGUUGCAUGCGAUAAACCAUGACAGCAUAUUUUUUUUGUAAUGGCCUAUAUCUAAACCUAAUUAAAUUUGUCAUUAGAAAAUAAGGCUUCUAGAAGCUGUGAAAAUUAUUUCCCCUUCAAGAUGAUACCAAGAUAAGCAAAGAUAUAGAUAGACUAGAUUCCAAUAAGUUAAGGUGUAACAUCUCUCCUUUAGAUUUUUGCUUUGCUGCCCUCUGAUGUGUAUUACAUUAUAGUUUUCAUAUCUGUUGACAUUGGUGCAAUGGUUUGGUGUGUCCUAUCAUUGCUUCCCCCGCUUUAUCAUUGUUACGUAUUGAUUUAUUACCCAUAUGAAUA
Lytechinus variegatus (green sea urchin) is the source of this 1813-nucleotide messenger RNA. RefSeq names its product zinc finger MIZ domain-containing protein 1-like. Lineage: Eukaryota; Metazoa; Echinodermata; Echinoidea; Temnopleuroida; Toxopneustidae. The coding region runs from base 256 to 552 and encodes 98 amino acids. The transcript has 4 exons. The record is from RefSeq and is a predicted model, not a curated record.